AUGAAGGUGCUCCUGCUGCUGCCCCUUCUGCUGGGAGCUGUCUCUGCGCGCCACCUGGGGGACAAUGCCACCCCUCCAGAUUAUCUGGACAACCAGGCCAACCUGAGCCAGAACCUGGACAGCUCCGGGGAGAAGAAGGGAGAGUUGGCACUGCAUGGGGAGGAGAUUCCAUCAGGGGAAGAGGAGGCCAAGGCUUCUGACUUUCAAGACACUUUCGAGGAUAAGGACAACCUGGAUUCAGACCUUGCUGCCUCGGGGAACGUUGUGUGUCCCAAGGAAGAGGACACAGUUCAAGAGGAUAACAAUCCUCACAAGCAGUUCCGUCAAUAUACAUUAGUGGGGUCUUCCAGGACAUUUUCUGCAUCUCAGGAAAUUUGCAAGAGGUACUACGGGGGCAACCUUGCUUCCAUCCACGAUAUCAAUACCAAUAAUCAACUCAGGAGUUUGGCCAGCAGGAUUAACCAAGGCCAGGUCUGGAUCGGAGCCACCAUCUCUCAGUGGUACGAGUGCAAUAGAUAUACUUGGGCAGACGGGAGCCGUUGGGAUUUUUCUCACUGGGCCCCAGGACAGCCAGGAAGAGGAACAGGAAAUUGUGUGACCCUGUGCACCCGAGGUCCUGCCCACAUUGGAGAAGCAGCAGGUGGCUCUGAGGAUUGA
This is a messenger RNA of Sorex fumeus (smoky shrew), 657 nucleotides long. Its product is annotated as proteoglycan 3-like. Gene Ontology annotation, biological process: immune response. The transcript has 5 exons. The coding region runs from base 1 to 657 and encodes 218 amino acids. The record is from RefSeq and is a predicted model, not a curated record. NCBI's taxonomy places the organism in Eukaryota, Metazoa, Chordata, Mammalia, Eulipotyphla, Soricidae.